CAUCCCUUUCAUUCGUCAUGUUUAUGAUUUUGUAGCAUCGGUAUGACUAUUGGUAUCGUCAAUACUAGCCUACUUGGUAUCAAAUCGAUAUUAUAAUUUGCAGUAUCGCUCAACACUACUGUAUGCUAGCAGUGGUUGGGUGUGUUGACGGAUCCUUGUGCCAGCUGACUCAAUACUUGCCAAGCCGCGGCCGACUGUCCAGCUAACUACUUUUGUGACGCCGUCGCCUAUCACGCUGACUGAAGAUGUUUGCCAGAAAGUUCAUUGGUGGCCUAAUUAAUGUCAUCGGGAACAUAGACCCAUCCCAGUUUAUCCCCACCGAACCUCCUCAGCCCCGCAGGCCUGCUCUAUAUACCGAGCAGCAUGAGAGUGAUGAGGAGAAACAGUUCCGCAGAGUCUUCCAGCAAUUAGCCGGAGAUGACAUGGAAGUGAGCCCAACUGAACUGAUGAACAUCCUGAACAAAAUCAUCGCCAAACAUGGAGAUCUCAGGACAGAUGGUUUUACUAUUGAGUCUUGCAGGAGCAUGGUGGCAGUCAUGGAUAGCGACAGCACCGGUAAACUUGGCUUCCACGAAUUCAAACAUCUCUGGAACAACAUAAAAAAAUGGCAGGGAGUGUACAAGUCCUAUGAUGCAGAUGGAUCGGGUGUGAUUGGUGCAGCAGAGCUACCCAAUGCUUUCAGAGCUGCUGGGUUUCCUCUCAGUGAGCAGCUGUUCCAGAUGCUAAUUCGCAGAUACAGUGACGAGAACGGCAACAUGGAUUUUGACAACUACAUUGGUUGUCUCGUAAGGCUGGAUGCCAUGUGCCGUGCCUUUAAAACGCUGGAUAAGGAUAACAACGGGACGAUCAAAGUCAACGUUCAGGAGUGGCUUCAAUUGACCAUGUAUUCUUGAGUCCAGAAGAAUACUCCUGCUUGCAAUCACUUUGUUCAGAUAUUACUGAUAUAUAUUUUAUCCACCUUUCACCAACUUUUAUUUUUUUUUAAUGAGUUAACCCCCUCCCACUCUGUGAAUGUUAUUUUCAGAUCAAUGCAUGAUCACCCGAGCAUCAGCUGUGCCAUAGUACUGUGUAGUCAACCCAGGGAAGCACAAACAUUCAUUUACAUAUAAUUUGCUGAAGAGAAUGCACUUAGCCAAUGUGAUCGCAUGCUGGGCUCGUGUUUUUUUAAUUGCUUUUUACUCUGAUCGCCAAUAUUUAAUGUGAAAAGGAAGAGUCCAAAUUCUACACGACAUGAAUUUUAUCAAUAAAAUGUGAAGUAGAUUACAUUUCAUUCGACAAUAAUGUGAGGUUUUCAAUUUGAGUUUGAAUUCCAUGAGCCUAUUGCAUAAUCAAAUCUUAUGGCAAUACACUGGAAUCCACUUAGGUUGACAUCCACUAGAAAUCACACGGGGGUCAACCUGAACUGGUUCCAGUAUAUGCCUACAAAUAACAAAUUUAAAAGAUAACCUACAUUUCAUACAUGUUCAUGUUACAUUAGGUGACCCAUUAAAGCUGCUGUAUGUCUCGGAUAGGCGGCUGCCAAGAGGAUGCUAACUUUCAAACAUGCUCCAAGCAUCAUAUCCCAUGCUCCUUUGAGCAUGUAAACUCUGGCCCAUGUACCGUAUUUUCUGGACUAUAAGUCGCUCCGGAGUAUAAGUCGCACAAGGCCAAAAAUGCAUAAUUAGGUAGAAAAAAAACAUACAUAAGUCGCACUGGAGUGUAAGUCGGAUUUUUUGCGGGUAAUUUAUUUUACAAACUACUUGACCAAAACAGACAUUACAUCCUCUUGGAAGGCAAGUUCUAACAAUAAAAGAAUAGAGAACAGGCUGAAUAGGUGUAAGAUAUGCUAACACAAUGGUUAUUCAACUACAUGAAAAAUAAACAGAAAAGGUGUCCAGUGUUUAUGUAACAAACACUUUUUUCUUUUAUAAGUCGCUCUGGAGUAUAAGUCGCAGGAACAGCCAACCUAUGGAAAAAAAGUGCCACUUAUAGUCCGGAAAAUAUGGUUGGUAAUACAAUACACACACGCACUAGUGAUGGUUGUCAGCUAAUGAUUUGGCAAAAAAAUAAUGUUGAGCCUGUGACAUACAGCAGCUUUAUCCCUCGCUGGUUUUACUGUUUUAUUAUUCAUGGUAGUCUGGAGAUUGAAUUAAGUAAUUGUGAGAGAGAGAGAGUUGUAUAACCAAGCCGUAUGGGGUGUGAUUAUAAUAUGUUUAAGCAUUCUAAGACAGUGAUUUGUUUAGACAGGGUAUGUUGUCAUUUUUGUUCAGCAUUAGUGCUUUUUCUGUUUACUAUCUGUUACCUGCACAUUUUUGUGGAUACCUGUCCACCAGCAGCAUCACGUGUGAAUUCAUAUUUCAGUGUAUGCAACUAACGCAUGCCGCCAAUAAUUUAGGUGCCUUUUUCAUAAAAGUGUUUGUCAUUGUAGUUCUAACCACUUUAACUGCUUGAUGAAGUUAUGUUGGGAAUAAAGGAGGUGUGGUCAUCUU
This is a messenger RNA of Doryrhamphus excisus (bluestripe pipefish), 2468 nucleotides long. The record is from RefSeq and is a predicted model, not a curated record. Lineage: Eukaryota; Metazoa; Chordata; Actinopteri; Syngnathiformes; Syngnathidae.